Messenger RNA from Aspergillus fijiensis CBS 313.89, 1338 nucleotides. Its product is annotated as acid protease. The transcript is spliced from 2 exons. The record is from RefSeq and is a predicted model, not a curated record. Gene Ontology annotation, molecular function: aspartic-type endopeptidase activity. Gene Ontology annotation, cellular component: fungal-type vacuole. The coding region runs from base 1 to 1338 and encodes 445 amino acids. Lineage: Eukaryota; Fungi; Ascomycota; Eurotiomycetes; Eurotiales; Aspergillaceae. Gene Ontology annotation, biological process: proteolysis.
AUGCGCUUCACCGCCGGUUCCCUGGCUGCUGCCACUCUCCUUGCGGGCGUUGUCUCAGCAGCCCCUGCCCCCGCCCGCAAUGAUCUGAGCAAAAGGGUGUACAAGCCCACUCCCAUUGCCAGCCGUGCUAGCAACAAGGCUUCCUCCAGUGUCUUGGAACUGAAAAAGGUGAAGAGUAGCAGUGGUGCGAGCCGCAGCGCUUCCCGUCUGAAGAAAACCAGCUCCAGCACGACUACCUCCGGCAGCUCUACCUUGAUCUCGCUCUUUGAAGGCGAGGAAUUCGCUACCUCCAUUACAGUUGGUGGGGCCUCUUUCGAUGUGAUCGUUGACACCGGUUCCAGUGACCUGUGGCUGGUAGAAGAGGGCUUCACUUGCCUGAACGAGAACGAGAAGCAGGUCUCCGAAUCCACCUGCGCGUUCGGUCCCACCUGGUCACCCACGAGCGCCUUCGCCAAGAUCUCCGGCGAGGAAUUCUCCAUCAGCUAUGGCGACGGAGAGUUUGCCAUCGGAGUUAUGGGCAAGGAUGAAGUCACGCUGGCCGGGAUUAGCGUCGAGCAGGAGCUGGCCGGUGUCACCGAGGCAUACUGGGAGGGAGAUGGUACCACUUCCGGUCUCGUUGGUCUGGCCUACCCCGGCAUUACGAGUGCCUACAGCACCCGCACCGAGCAGCAGGUGGAAUACGACCCCAUCAUCACCACCCUAGUCGAUGAAGGUCUCAUCGACUCCUACUUCAGCAUCGCCAUCGAGCGCGAUGUCUCCGGGGCUGCUGGUUACAUCACCCUUGGUGGUCUUCCUCCCGUCAACUACACUGACACUUGGUCAUCCACCGAUAUCCUGGUGACCACCUACGACGGUCAGGACGAAGGCUACGCCUACUACACCAUCGAGAUCGAUGCCGUCACUUUGAGCGGCAAGUCUCUCACCGCGGCCGGGGGCAGUAGCAUCCAGUACAUUGUCGACAGCGGCACGACCCUCAACUACUACCCGACUUCGAUCGCGGCCGAAGUCAACGCUGCCUUCUCCCCUGCCGCCACGUACAGCGAGGAUGAGGGCGCCUACGUGGUCGACUGCGAUGCCACGGCCCCCGCCCACGGAAUCACCAUCGGUGGAACCACCUACAUCAUCAACCCCUUGGACAUGAUCCUCGACGCCGGCACCGAUGACAGUGGCAACACUGUCUGUAUCUCGGGUAUUGUCGAUGGUGGCGACGACUACAGCGAGGAUAUCUUCAUCCUUGGCGAUGUCUUCCUGAAGAAUGUGGUCGCCGUCUUUGAUGUUGGUGACGUGGAGCUCAAAUUUGCUCCCAGAGAGUUUUACGACUCCAACGACACCUACUAA